AUGGAGGCCUCGUGCUUGGAAUUAGCUCUGGAAGGAGAACGGGCGUGCAAGGCGGGGGAUUUCCCUUCCGGAGCCACCUUCUUCGAACACGCAGUCCAGGUGGGGACGGAGGACCUAAAGACCCUCAGCGCCAUUUACAGCCAACUGGGCAACGCCUACUUCUAUCUGAAGGACUAUGCCAAAGCUUUGGAGUACCAUAAGCACGAUCUCACGCUGGCCAGAACCAUCGGCGAUCGAAUAGGAGAGGGCAAAGCCAGCGGUAAUCUUGGCAACACGCUGAAAAUCCUGGGUCAGUUCGACGAAGCCUUGGUUUGUUGCCAGAGGCAUCUGGACAUCUCGCAGGAGCAAGGAGACAAGGUGGGGGAGGCCCGAGCACUGUAUAACAUUGGCAAUGUCUACCAUGCCAAAGGCAAGGAGGCGUUGUGGUCCCUGCCCCAGGAGGAACCAGGCCAGCUGCCCCAGGAGAUUCAGGAGGCUCUGCAAAAGGCAUCCGAAUUUUACAAGAGGAACCUUUCCCUCGUGAAGGAGUUGGCUGACAGAGCUGCGCAGGGCCGGGCUUACGGCAACCUCGGCAAUGCCCACUACCUGUUGGGCAACUUCACCAAAGCGAUCGUCUUCCAUAAGCAGCGGCUGAACAUCGCUAAGGAAUUUGGAGACAGAGCCGCUGAGAGGAGAGCAUAUAGCAACUUGGCCAACGCUCACAUCUUCUUGGGGAGCUUCGAUAUUGCCGCAGAGUAUUACAAGAAAACCCUCCAUCUCUCCAGGCAGCUGAAGGACCAAACAGUGGAAGCUCAGACAUGCUACAGUCUUGGAAACACGUACACCCUUCUUGAAGACUACGAGAAGGCUGUGGAAUACCACCUGAAGCACCUGGCCAUUGCCCAGGAGCUUGGAGACAGAGUGGGAGAAGGAAGAGCGUGCUGGAGUUUGGAGAAUGCUUAUGUUUCACUUGGGAAGUAUGAACAAGCCUUACACUUUGCAGAGAAACAUCUUGAAAUCUCCCAAGAGAUUGGGGACCCCGCUGGCAAGGUGACAGCAUGCGCAAACAUUGAACAGCUGCGAUCGAAGUUGGGCUCGGAGCAGAGCGGGGAGGGCACUGAUGCCUCAGUUUCUCCUGGAUAUGAAAUCCAAGGAGCCAGGCCAAAGUGGGCGCAAACAAACAGCAUGAACAAUCUUGAGCUCCUGAGGUUCCCUUCUGAAAAGGAUCAGAAUGGAGAGACUCUUCACUUAGGAGACCUUGGAAUAACUGGGAAAGAUUCCUUGCCUUUCUCUGCUAGCUCCCAUAAAUAUCGGCAAAACACAUCAUCGUUGGAGGGUUACAGUGAUUCUCCUUUGGAAGCCAGUGAUGUCGAAGUGCAGGUAUCCCAGCUGAAAAUCAAGCGAGCCCCUUCCAGCGAGGACUGCUUCUUUGAUCUCCUGAGCAAAUUCCAGAGCAACCGGAUGGAAGACCAGCGGUGUCCUUUGGAGGACUCUCAGAGAGAGUCGGAUGAAGCAGCGGCUACCCCUGUCCCUGCCCUGGAAGAGGCACAGACUCAGCCCAUGGCCUCCCCGCAGACUGAGGAGCUCUUCGACCUCAUUGCCAGCUCCCAGAGCCGGCGGCUCGAUGACCAGCGGGCCAGUGUGGGAAAUCUGCCCGGCCUACGCAUCACGCCCAGCAACCUGGGUCACCUUCGCAUGGAUGGCGAGGCCCAGGAACCUGGCAACAAAUUCUUCAACAUGCUGAUGAAAUGCCAGUCCUCCCGCCUGGAUGACCAGCGCUGUGCCCCGCCCCAUUCCGUCCCCCGUGGCCCCACGGUGCCCGAUGAGGAUUUCUUCAGCCUCAUCCAGCGGGUCCAAGCCAAGCGCAUGGAUGAGCAGAGGGUGGAUCUGGCUUCAGGCGAAGAAGACCAAGCCGAGGACUGAGCACCAGAUCACCAGCAAAGGGAGGGACUUCAGGAUGCUGCCCCCAGCUGAAGAUCUGGGCCGAGGCGCUCAGGGCAUUCCUGGGGGAGGGGUGGGGGGGCAAUGCCUCCCUUCUGCUCUUUCUCCCCCUGGAGAAGAUGGCACAGGCGAGGGUGGCGAGCAGAACGGGUGGGCACUUUCUGCCAACCAAGAGGCCUGUGGGCCAACUGGGUGAGAUCGGCAAGGGUGAGGCAUCUUUUCUGCUUGAACAUCGACUGUGAAAACCAGGCUCAAGAACUGAGGAAGGGGAAGGUCUGCACCAAGAGGGUCUGGAUCGGGGCCACGCUCCAAGGGGCUGCUGGAGAGGUUGACCCCCCCCAAGUCAGGUUGAUUUAUCUCUGUGCCUCUUUAGGCCCGUAUCCUGUGCCAAAUUGUCAGCAGCCGACUUGGGAAUAUGAAAUUGAUGACAAUCAGUGACUUUGUGUAUGUGUGUGCAAACCUUGCUUUCAAAAUAUGUUUUUUGGUGCCCUUUUAUCUCAGGUGCAAUCUGAUGGUAGUUGGAAAGGUGUUGGAGGGGAGACAGAGGUAAGAAAACAUCCAGGGGAAAUUGGGUGGAACACAUAAUUACAGUUAGCCUUUGAUUUACGGCCACAGUUGGGUUCAGAACCGUGUCGGGUGGCCGUUUUGCUCAGCGACUGCAGUCCUGGCUCACCCAGUUGUAGUGCUUAGACAGGUUAUUAAGCACAGCUGGGGAGGGGGCUCAUGGGGUGGGGGAGAUCCAGUGCAGGCUAUCAGGCUGCCCAGCAUGGAGAAAUCUUCCGCAGGCUAGGCCUGUGUCGGCUACAGGGCCCACUUGGCUGAUUACAGGAUCUGGCACCUCUUGUAAAUUACUCCACGCCAUUCAAAGGGACAAUAAAGUUAUUCUAAGUCUAGUUCUUAAGUUACUCACCUUUCUUAUUCUGCCUGAAAUACGGUAGAUGGGUGGGGGUAGUUGCCCCAGUUCUUAAAACAAGGUGGGAUGUGAUCACUUUGCUUGAGCCACGGUGGCGCAAUGGUUAGAGUGCAGUACUGCAGGCUACUGCUGCUGACUGCCUGCAAUUUGGCAGUUCAGAUCUCACCAGGCUCAAGGUUGACUCGUCCUUCCGUCCUUCCAAGGUGAGUAAAAUGAGGACCCAGAUUGUUGGGGGCAAGACUGUAGAGGCGGCUGUGAAGCACUGUGAAGCGGUAUAUAAGUCUAAGUGCCAUUGCUAUUGCUCAAAGCCUGCAAGCUCAGCACUCCUGCUUGUUAAGAUCAUUAAGUGGACUGAAUCCCAAGUUAGAUGUGCCAGGGCUGUCUCAGGAAGGCUGGGGAAAUCUUGGGAUGGCCGAGGAAGGCCGCGCAACACAGCAGAUGUGGGUUUGUGUCGGGCCCACUAGGGUUGGGAGGUAGGCCUGUUAACACACAAGUCUCUCACUUUUGCCAUUUAUUUUCAACUAUGGUCGGCUGUGUGUGGCAAGGCCUUCUUACCGAGGUUGCCUUGCGGCCCUCUCCAAGUAGUCUCCAUUCCCAUGAUCCUUCAGAAGUUCUUGAAGUUUUGCAUGCUCAUUUCAUGGGGCAGAGAUGGGGUCAGGAAGAGGCAGGUGGGGGAGCUGCAGGGCCCUUGUGGGUGGUCAUAAGGUCAGGCAGGGUGCGGAGUGUCAAAUGUUCAUUACGUGGCCACACGGACAAUGGGCAUAACUUCAGGGACGGGUUAUGUCCCUUCAUUCAGGACUGCCAUAACGAAUGGUUAAAUGUGGGUUACCUCGAUAGCUAUUGCAGCCAUCCCAAAAAUAAUAUUUUUAGUAACCCAUUGAAGGAUUUUUCAGGCAAAACAAUAAAGUUUUUAGCCAGAUUCUGGCCCUCUUUUAAUCUGAUUUCCUUGAAGGCAGGAGUUUUUUUUUUUAGUUUUUUUUGGGGGGGUUUUUUGCUUAUCGUGGACAGUUGGUUUGGAGUUUAUUCCUCAAUUUAAUCAGCAUCUGUAGAAUUAGACAAAAGUUUGUGGCCAUUCCCCUGGGCAAUUGACUUGGAUCUUUCUUCCUGGUUUUUCUACUUGUGUGGUACUUUCAAAACUCCUGCCUUUUGAAGAGAUAUUCUAUGAUGCCCCCCUCUAAAAAAAAUUAGGAGUUGGGUUGCAUGCUGCAGCUCCUGAAAGCAUCUUCCUUUUCAUAAAAUGUAUUGGUUGGAAUAGCUGCUCCCCAAUUUCUGAUUCUUUUGCCUUUUGAACAUCUCAGAAAGAUUGGACAACCUCUCAAGAAACGCCCAGGUCUCCAGUGUGUUUCCAAUCCUUUUUGUAGUCUGGUCUCUUUGCUGCCACCCAGAACUGUCCUGAACCACAGACGAAAACCACAGAAAAGGUCCCUCUGCUUCCCUGUUUCCAUCCCCUCCAAGUUAGAUUAACGGAAGGACCCAGGUGGGGGAUUGUGCACCUUCCUGGCUGAGAAUAUCCCAGAUAAAUUGUCUCUUCCGCAAAAGCAUCUUUGAUCGCAUCCUACAAAGCGUCCAGUGGUGCCCUGACUCCGAGAGGGUUCCAGGGGUCCCAAAUCCCCCUUCCGGGCAUAGCCACAACCGGAAAGCCUGUCUCCUCGGAGUCCGUGGGCAGGGAGGGAGGCAUGGUGGCUGCUGGGACAAACAGCCCCACCCUUUCCUUCGUGCCACAGUUAAGGGUCUCCGUGCCGGGAGACCAAAGCCCCACUCCACUUCUCUGCUGCAGAGGGGAAGGUCAGCUGGUGGAGAAGGCCAGGCCCAUCCCUUCCUCCAGCCUGGGGCAGAGCAGCAGAAGAAAAGCUGUUGCGGGGAUCAUCUUGGCUGGUAUACCUGAAUGUAUCGCUAAUUUAUUGUUUUUGUAGUGUGAUUUGUGGAAAAGGCAGGUGGGGAAAGGAAGCGAAGAGAUUUGAUUGUUUCCCUUCCAUCUGAAAAGUCAAAAGAGCUGCCAAACUAAUUCAAAAGUACAGAGAUCUUGGAGUAGAGAGAAAAAAUAAAGUUGUUGAAUCAA
Ahaetulla prasina is the source of this 4892-nucleotide messenger RNA. It is a transcript of the gene GPSM1, whose product is annotated as G protein signaling modulator 1. The transcript has 13 exons. Gene Ontology annotation, molecular function: protein binding; GTPase regulator activity. The record is from RefSeq and is a predicted model, not a curated record. The coding region runs from base 1 to 1902 and encodes 633 amino acids. Lineage: Eukaryota; Metazoa; Chordata; Lepidosauria; Squamata; Colubridae.